AUGGCAGGCUCAUCGCGCGGCCCAUCACCCAUCAAGCGGCUCAUGACGGAGCUGCAAACAUACCAGCGCGACCCAAACGAAGAGCUGCUCGAACUCGGCCCCGUAGACGAGGAUGUAAUGCACUGGCGCGCCGUGAUGAAAGGCGUCCAAGGGACAGCAUAUGAAGGCGGCACCUGGCUCCUCGACAUCCACAUCCCGUCCACGUACCCCAACGCGCCGCCCUCCAUCCGCUUCAUAACCCCCAUCUGCCACCCCAACAUCGACUUCAGGACCGGCGACAUCUGUCUGGAUCUGCUGAAGACGAGCUGGUCCCCUGCCUACACCAUUGCGACCACCCUGACCAGCGUCCACCAGCUGCUGACGAGCGCGGAGCCGGACAGCCCGCUAAAUGUCGAUGUUGCCCAGCUGUUUCGGCAGCGCGAUUAUGUGGCUGCCGAGGCGCUGAUUAGGUUUUACACCGAGACCGAGCGGUAUACUGGGCGGGGGAGGUGA
This is a messenger RNA of Ascochyta rabiei, 492 nucleotides long. RefSeq names its product E2 ubiquitin-conjugating enzyme. Bases 1 to 492 code for a protein of 163 amino acids. Lineage: Eukaryota; Fungi; Ascomycota; Dothideomycetes; Pleosporales; Didymellaceae. The transcript is spliced from 2 exons. The record is from RefSeq and is a predicted model, not a curated record.